UAGAAGUUGUGUUUAUCCCUUCUCCUCUCUCAGUCAGGUGAGCUGCCCUUACUCAGAGCUGAACCUGAACAAAGACAGUUUGCUGCCGGAUCGCCUCAGUGGCGAGCGACCCGUAACCCUGAGUGGCCCCCUGCCCCGAGGACGACGCCCUGAUGCCCCAAACGCACAGCCUUCCUCUGCCUACGAGACGCUGGAAGGAGCUGACGACUCCCACAACAGGAAACCAGUGAUGGAAGUAGAGCGCGGUGGACGUACUGGCCACCCGGAGCCAGCAGGGGGAGCCAGUGAGCAGAACCAUGCUACAUCCAGACCUAAACGGUCUGCCCCACCUCCAAAAUACCUAAAGAUGCACUAUGUCAAAGAGGAGAUUGGUGAUGGCAAAGCUUCUCCAGAGGAAAUCUCCUUCCAGCAGGCGCUCCAUGAGUCUGUGUUUUCCCCAGGCAUCUCCGCCUCUCCCCCUCACCGAGUGGCCCUCUGCUGGGACAAACACUGCCAGCUGCUGCCCGAGGUCCUGGGGCUCACUGCCAAGAGAGUCGCCACUUGGAGCGCAGAGGAGGUGUCUGGUUUUGUGAAAGGAUUGCCUGGAUGUAAAGAACAUGCUGCUACAUUUAAAACAGAGCAAAUCGACGGUGAGGCCUUUCUGCUGCUCACACAAAGUGAUAUAGUCAAGAUCCUGUCAAUCAAACUGGGUCCCGCCCUCAAGAUCUACAACUCCAUCCUGAUGCUGAAGAACGCAGACGAGGAGUAGAGACCCAGCUCUGGGCUCUAGUGACUCAAAUCUAGACUUUUAAUACAAAGAGACUUUAGUUGUUUUUUUUCUGCCCUCACCAACGUGUUGAGAGCUACAAGUGGAAGCCAUUUUCCUCCCCUCUCCUCUUCUCCAUGACGGACAGCGCGGCUAACCCGAGGAAGUGGAUAACAGAAGAAUACCUGCAUUGUGUAUGUUUACGUAACCAUACCCCUAUAUGCACCUUUUAAUAAUAUUUCUGAACAUUG
This is a messenger RNA of Boleophthalmus pectinirostris (great blue-spotted mudskipper), 996 nucleotides long. RefSeq names its product L3MBTL histone methyl-lysine binding protein 1b (gene l3mbtl1b). Gene Ontology annotation, molecular function: protein binding. The transcript is spliced from 6 exons. Bases 230 to 748 code for a protein of 172 amino acids. NCBI's taxonomy places the organism in Eukaryota, Metazoa, Chordata, Actinopteri, Gobiiformes, Gobiidae. The record is from RefSeq and is a predicted model, not a curated record.